AAUGCGCCGCGCGGGUCAAGCUAGCUAGCUGCUAAGCAAACGUUGGAGCAGGCAGGCGCAAGCAAUGUUUAUUUGACCACUGUAGUCCAGAAUCUUUGAAAAUCAUGAGCUCUUCAGACGAAACGUGUAAAGGCACGAAACGACCUGCAUCUCCAGAUGAAACAGGACCCACACAGUGGGGCUCGGCAGAUUUAGGGACAGACGAAAGGAAACAGAAGUUUUUGAGGCUGAUGGGAGCAGGAAAGAAAGAGCACACUGGACGCCUUGUUAUUGGGGAUCACAAGUCAACAUCCCAUUUCCGCAGCGGGGCAGAAGAUCGGAAGAUCAACGCAGAGCUGGAGCACCAGUAUCAGCAGGGUAUGGAUGGGAAGCUAUCAGGAAGGAACAGGAGACACUGUGGCCUGGGCUUCAGUGAGCCCGAUCCACCUGCCGAGAGCGCGAGCGCCACUGCGCCCGAGAAGUCAGACGGUUCAGAAAAGGCCCCCGAACCACCAUCAGAACCGCUCAAGGACGAGAAAACACAUUCAUCCGACACAGAGCUCAAGAAAGAGGAACUGCACACAGACUCAAAGGAGGACAAGAAAAAGACUUUUAAAAUGUCAUUUGUAAAAUCCACAUAAAUGCCAUCGUUUUUUUUUUUUGGUCGUAAGUUCUUGAUCUCCUAAAAUAUUCCGGUGAGGUAUUGAGAGUGAGAGCACAUUUUUAUCUCCGUUAAAAUUGAAAAAUUGUGGGUUUCAAUUUUAAAUGUAGUUACGUCCGUCGACAAGCUGUUCGGACUUUCCUGGUCUUGUUGAGAAUGGUUUACUCUCUGCAAAUUAAAGGCAUAGUUCAUACAAGAAAUUAAGAUCCUGUCUCGCUCUACUCGGCUCUUAUGAUUUCGUAUAAAUAUGAGGACGGGUAGAUUCAAUUUUGUAUAAAAUUGUCAAGAAAGUGUGGUACAGAACUUUGCAAACAAUGCCAACUGUGUGUAUUAAAAGGUUUGGGAAAAUAUCAAUAAAAAGAAAAAAUUCUGUGAUCAUAAAAAGCUUUAAAACAUUCCA
Messenger RNA from Puntigrus tetrazona (Sumatra barb), 1040 nucleotides. It is a transcript of the gene c18h11orf58, whose product is annotated as chromosome 18 C11orf58 homolog. The coding region runs from base 105 to 620 and encodes 171 amino acids. The transcript is spliced from 5 exons. The record is from RefSeq and is a predicted model, not a curated record. NCBI's taxonomy places the organism in Eukaryota, Metazoa, Chordata, Actinopteri, Cypriniformes, Cyprinidae.